AGGAGGCUAGGAGGGAGGGCACCAAGGGUGGAAGGAUGGAUGGAAGGGAGGGAGAAAGCACGAGCGGGCCCUUUCUCUGGCCUCCAGAGUGCGUCCUGUGCAGUAACAGCGGAUGAGAAAUCGACCACUUGGUAACUGACACUUAGCACAGUGUCAGGCACUGCUCACGCACGCGCAAAAGCGAGCAAGUCCCAGCCCUACAGGAUGACCUACGGCCUCCUGACGCCUUUACACCGGCUGUCCAGCCCUUCUUCUGGGGGAAUGACCUCUCCGAGCCUGCCCAGUCUCCGGGGCUCCCUCUCCCCUCCGCCUCUCCGGCCCGGCCCGGCCCGGCCCAGGCAGCAGCUGACCGGAGGUGGAGAGGCUUGGGGUUGAGAGGGCAGGGCAGGAGAUCCGGCAUCAGAGACCACCGGACGGGCUUCGGGAGCCUCAGGGUCGGCCCUGCUCAACCUGGCCCAGGAAAAAUUACCAAACGAUGAACCCUCAUCUCCCAGCAACGGCCAGGCCAGAACAGGGGCGAUCCUGGGCAUGCGCACUUACAGGUCCCUGUACUACAACGAAGUACUACAAUUCCCAGAAGGCAAAGCGCGAGAAGCGCUUGGCCGAUGGUUACAGAAAAGCCGGGCCUCCGACAGGUCUCCGAAGUGUCCUCUCGCUGUUGCUUCUUGUACCACUGUCGGUCUCCAUGUGGGUGGGUGGAUAGAACCCCUGCGGACUCCCUUUGCGCAUGCUGACUGCCGGGGGCCUUUGUCCUUUCCCCUCAAGGGCGACUUGUACCAAGGCAGGGAUGCUCCCAGUCCUCCUGAUAAUCCAGCCCUUCCAGGACUUGCUGUUUCCAAACCAGAUGUGAUCUGCCACUUGGAGCAAGGGGAGCCUCCUUGGGGGCCAGAAAGUCAAGUCACAAGGACCAGUUUUCUAGAUUGGGAGGAUAUUCCUGAAAGCAAGGAUUCCUGUCCAAAGCUGGGCAUUUCUGUCGAACCUUCAUCCCAGGAAGAAUGUGCAAAGGUUCAUCUCUUUGUCUCAAAUCUGAAAAAAGCUUUGGGAGGUAAUGCCAGUUUACAGAACACUGAGGAGAAAUAUUCUUGGAUUCAUUUUGGAAUGAAUAAAUGUCUCAUCUGUGGCCUGUCCCUCUACAACAAGGCAAGCCUUAUUCGACACGUGAGAAUUCAUACUGGAGAGAAACCUUAUAAAUGUAAUGAAUGUGGGGAUGCUUUCUGUGAAAGUGUGAUCCUUGAUGUUCAUCAAAGAAUUCAUAGAUCUUUUGAAUGCCAUGAAUGUGGGAAGACCUUCUGCUCAAAGGUUGGAGUUACCCGUCAUGAGAAAAUUCAUACUGGAGUAAAACCUUAUGGAUGCCACGAAUGUGGGAAGUCCUUCCUUCAGAGGUCCUAUCUUACUCAACAUGUGCAGAUGCAUACUGGGGAGAAACCUUUUAAAUGUCACGUGUGUGGGAAUGCCUUCCUGCGGAGGACAGGUCUUAAGGAACACGUGAGAAUUCACACUGGAGAGAAACCUUAUAAAUGUAAAGAAUGUGGGAAGGCCUUCUCUGCCAGGAAUUGUCUUUAUUUGCAUAUGAGAGUACACACUGGAGUGAAACCUUACGGGUGUCACAUGUGUGGGAAAGCCUUCUCUUCCAGGAAUGAUCUUACUCGACAUGUGAGAAUUCACACUGGAGAGCGACCUUAUGAAUGUCACCAGUGUGGUAAGGCCUUCAGCCAGAGAGGAUCCCUGACUCGACAUAAGAGAAUCCAUACUGGAUAGUGACCUUAAGAGUCUUAGACAUCAUCAAGUCUCUGUUCAAUUCAAUUAUUAAGCAUCUGUGAUGUACAAAGCACUGUGCUAAGCCCUUAGGGCUACAACCUUAAACAUGAAAGUCAUUGUCUUCCAAAUAGAAGUAAAAACCAAGUAACAUAAGGAAUGUGAUAAAUGUGAGAAUAUCUUCCACUGGAGCCUACAGUAUAUGGGCUAGUCCAAAAUAAUUCACACAGGGGAGAAGUGUGCAUGAAAUGGACAUGAGAAAGAUUUCAGCAAGAACAUAGAAUUUCAGGGUUAGGAGGAAGCUCCAUAGCAUCUAGUGCAGCCAAUAUGUGAGAAAGAAUUCUACCUAUCCCCUCCUUGAGAAAGGGUCCCAUAGAUCUUGUUUUCGAGAUAGCCAACAAGUAGGAAAACUUACUGCUUGACAAGACAGCCUGUUCUAGACUGGGGAAGCUCCAAUGCUUAGGAAUUUCCUCAGUUUAUCAAGCGUCCAUUUCUCUUUCCCCCUUCAACUCAUUUCUCUUCCUUGGGCCUUUGGCUACCAAACAGGAAAAGUUUGAUGCCUUUUACAUGUGACAGUCCUUUAAGUACUUGAAGACAGCUGUUGUGUGUGUAAUUUAAGAUUCUAAAUGUGGAUUCUAAUCUGUUCCCCCAGUUUGGGGGAAACUGACUAAAAAUCACUGAU
Messenger RNA from Dromiciops gliroides (monito del monte), 2437 nucleotides. RefSeq names its product zinc finger protein 239-like. The transcript has 5 exons. Bases 529 to 1758 code for a protein of 409 amino acids. NCBI's taxonomy places the organism in Eukaryota, Metazoa, Chordata, Mammalia, Microbiotheria, Microbiotheriidae. Gene Ontology annotation, molecular function: DNA-binding transcription factor activity, RNA polymerase II-specific; RNA polymerase II cis-regulatory region sequence-specific DNA binding. Gene Ontology annotation, biological process: regulation of transcription by RNA polymerase II. Gene Ontology annotation, cellular component: nucleus. The record is from RefSeq and is a predicted model, not a curated record.